AGAUGGCUUCCCAGCAGCCGCAACCAGGCGGCCCAGGAUUACAACAAGCUACAUCUUUACAGCAGCACCACCAGUUGAGUCAACAACAAGAUUUCGAUCCGGUUCACCGUUUUAAAAUGCUUAUCCCUCAGCUGAAAGAAAGCCUGCAGAACUUGAUGAAGAUUGCGUCCCUCAACUUGGCUCACAACACGACAAUAGAUAACGGAGUUAAAAGCAGCGACGCCACUGUUCAGCGUUUUGACAAAAGCCUGGAGGAAUUUUAUGCUCUUUGCGAUCAACUGGAGCUGUGUUUGCGGUUGGCGUACGAGUGCCUCUCCCAGAGCAUCGACAGUGCCAAGCAUUCCCCCAACUUGGUCCCAACCGCCACCAAACCGGACACAGUGCAGACAGAGUCCAUGUCUUACGGCCAGUACCUUGGCAUGAUCAAGUCUCAGAUCUCUUGUGCGAAGGACAUCCAUAAUGCUCUGCUGGAGUGUUCCAAAAAGAUUGCUGGAAAAGGACAACCGCCGGGGAUCAUGUAGUUUUAGUCCAUUGUUUUGUACCUCAUUGUUAAAAGAAUGGAGCAGCCUUGUAAAUACCAUUUUCAAUACGACCAGUAGCUAGUGCCAGAGGUGUGACCUGUUCUUCUCAAUAUUUACUUUUGCAAUGUACCCGACAUUAAAACUUUUGUAGAUGUCUUCAAUAAGUGACAUAAAUAAUUACUAUAUUCUGGGUCGUGACCUACUCCAAAUUCUGUAAUAGACAGGUGUGCUAGUAAUACUGCAUCCACAGCUGUGUAGUGCAUCAAACCAAUGUGAACUACUAUUAAGUGCUUGCAUACAAAAAUAACACCUCAGAGUUCAGUCACCCACUGUGUCAAAGAACACAACACUAUUUAGCGUAUACAUUUUUAUUUUUAGAUGCUAAAUGUAUAUUAAAAAUAUACAGCAACAGCAAUGGUUGCCAAUGGAGUUGGUGCUCUGAAAGCAGCAACCUCCGAUGAACGAUAAAAAAAGGGAAAUAAUUAGUUCUUUUUACAAAGAUUACAGCAGAUACGAGACAUUUCUGGUGCUCAACAAAAUACCUAGAUAAUUGUUGAUAUGGUCUUAAGUGCAUUAGUGAUCCCUGAACAGAGAAUCAGUACCUCAAGGUGUUAAUGUUUUAUGCAAUGACUACAGAUUAGUGUAUUUAAUUUUAAUCUCUAUAACAUCCAUAGUGCAUCCGUGUUGGACCAAUCAGAUCAAUAGCAGACAAACUACAGCACCUAAACAUGCAGCUAUCUAGUUCUACUAAAACUGUAGCGUCUAUGCUGACGUCUUCAGGCGCCGCCAUUGUUGAAAAUUUGCACACCUGUCUUGCUUUCACCAUAGCUCAUGACUGGUCCACUUGUGCAGAAUCCUAUCAGUGAUUAAACACCUGACAUUCUCACCUUUUCAAUGCCCAAAUCCCGACUUUCACAUUCCCCUCAAACAUUUGUGCAAUUUCCACUAAAGUGAGAGACAAUACAGACUAUGGACAGACCUGAUAAAAGCUGGUAAGCAGUGACCGAUGCAACACAGCCAAAAGGUGCUUUCUGAUUCUGUCACGGGACCAUUGAUUGUAUGUGUGUGUAUGUGCGUAAUUAGCACUUGAGAGCCUUGAGAACGUUGAUCUUUUUACUGCUUUGUCGAGCUGGAAGCUUUCACGUUACUUUUAGUUUUGGCCUUGGGCUGGUCUCUGUGGAAGCACAAAACAAAGACAUUAAACCUACAAUAAGCCAUCAAACAAAGUGGCCUACAGGUAACAACUGUCAUACAGGUGUAAAAAUAAGUUAACCGCUGAAUAAUGUAUACAAGGGUGAAGCAUAAAAAUAAACCAUUGUACAGUAACUUUGACGUACACGCACGGACUGAUGGAGGAAUGCUGCUUGUAGAUAGGAGGGUCUCCACAUUUUUAUUAUAGUCGUUGACUGAUUGCAUUAAGCAGCAAGAACGUCAAAAUGUGCGUGAACCGUUUAUCUAUGUUGCAGAAAACUAAUUUCUUGGUUCCAUGGUUAUCAUCACACUUUCUCUUUGCCAUCAAAAGCCGAAGAAAAAGCAAAACACACUUGUGGAUUUAAUUGUAGUUUUAGAUUUUGUAGAUUUUUGUAGAUCUUAGAUUUGUUUUGUGGCUCGCGUGACAUCACAAAUGAUUAGUUUAUUCUCCCAUUUUAGUUGAAAUCUGAAUCGUACUACUUUAUGAUUGGGAAGUUGCACUGUCACACCUAUAACCCCCUGA
Messenger RNA from Dunckerocampus dactyliophorus (ringed pipefish), 2235 nucleotides. RefSeq names its product mediator complex subunit 29 (gene med29). The record is from RefSeq and is a predicted model, not a curated record. Bases 3 to 521 code for a protein of 172 amino acids. Gene Ontology annotation, biological process: regulation of transcription by RNA polymerase II. Gene Ontology annotation, cellular component: mediator complex. Gene Ontology annotation, molecular function: transcription factor binding; transcription coregulator activity. Lineage: Eukaryota; Metazoa; Chordata; Actinopteri; Syngnathiformes; Syngnathidae. The transcript is spliced from 4 exons.